Molecule: messenger RNA, 1515 nt
Organism: Erigeron canadensis
Lineage: Eukaryota; Viridiplantae; Streptophyta; Magnoliopsida; Asterales; Asteraceae
Product: uroporphyrinogen-III synthase, chloroplastic
Exons: 10
Coding region: 71-955 (294 amino acids)
Biological process (GO): uroporphyrinogen III biosynthetic process
Cellular component (GO): chloroplast
Molecular function (GO): uroporphyrinogen-III synthase activity
Source: RefSeq, a predicted model, not a curated record
UUCACCACACAACAAACACGUUACUCUUCUUCAUCAACACAGCCCCCUAUUUCCCAACACUUGAUCAAAAAUGAAAAUAACAACAACAUCACUCCUUUAUCUUUCUCAUCCUCCACUUCCGUCGCCACGUCAUCACCACCGCCGUUCCUCAUAUUUUCCGUUUCAAAUCCGAGCUUCUUCUUCUCCGCCUUCGAAAGUUGUUGUUACCAGAGAACGCGGCAAAAAUCACAAGCUCAUUACCGCUCUCGCAAAUCAUGGGAUCCACAGUUUGGAGCUUCCUCUAAUUCAACAUACACAGUUGCCUGAUCUGGACAAACUUGUUUCUCUAUUAAGUGCAGCCACUAGUUUUGAUUGGAUCACCAUAACUUCUCCUGAAGCAGCUCUGGUUUUUCUUCAAGCUUGGAAAGAGGCUGGGACUCCAGCUGUCAAAGUGGCUGUGGUUGGAACUGGUACGGCAAGCAUAUUUGAUGAUGUUGCACCUUCAUCUAAACAAUUAAUUGAAGUCGCCUUCACUCCAUCGAAAGCAACCGGCAAGGUUCUUGCCUCAGAGCUGCCAAAGCAAGGGAAUGGAAGAUCCACUGUUUUAUAUCCCGCCUCUGCAAAAGCUGGCCAUGAUAUAGAGGAUGGCCUUACUGAGCGUGGAUUUUACAUCACAAGACUGAAUACAUACACGACGGAACCUGUUAAAAUUGUGGAUCAAAUUAUUCUCGAGCAGGCACUCUCUGCUCCUGUCAUUGCAGUUGCAUCGCCUUCUGCAAUUCGUGCGUGGGUCAAUCUUCUAUCUGAACCAGAAAACUGGGCUGGUUCGGUUGCAUGUAUUGGUGAGACAACUGCUUCAGCUGCAAGAAAGUUGGGAUUGAGAAGUAUAUACCAUCCAUCCAGUCCGGGUCUUCAGGGAUGGGUUGACAGCAUCAUUGAUGCUUUACGUGUCCAUAAUCAGUUCUUGAAGGUUUAAGUCCUGGACGGCUUGUUUGUGAGUCAGGUCAGAAGUUAUUGCUUAAGGAAGAAUCUGUUGGUGUUCACGUCCUUGUCAUAGUUGGAAGAUUAUUUGGCCAUGGCUGGAGGAAGUUUCCUUAGAAGAAAUGAUCAUGAGAUCAUGGCCAAUCCUCUUUCUAGUUGGUAGCUUGGGACGGUAUGGCUAGUUCCUCUUAUGCUGGCCAGCACAAUUCUUCAUAGCCAACUAUAUAUCCUCCAAAUUAUCACAUUGGUAGCAUAAUUUUUUUUUUGAUUCAUUGAUGUUUGCUAUUAUAGCAUCUAUGAUAUUCCUUGUCUGACAGUUGGGCAGUAUUCAAUAUGGUAGAGCUGUGGAGGUUUGAAAUGCCGUAUUACCUCUUUGUUAUUGCUCCACCAGUCUCUUGAGGAAGCUUCAACUUCUUUACAGAGAACCUUGAGGAUGUUACGUAUCCGUCGAUGUCUCCUCUGCAAAUUUAUCAUGGAUCAAUUUUAGGUUUGUUUUCCAUGUAAAAUAUUGCUAUAAUAUACUAUUGUUAUAUAUUAUUAUUGUUAUUGUUAUUA